Messenger RNA from Phytophthora nicotianae INRA-310, 582 nucleotides. RefSeq lists its product as hypothetical. The record is from RefSeq and is a predicted model, not a curated record. NCBI's taxonomy places the organism in Eukaryota, Oomycota, Peronosporomycetes, Peronosporales, Peronosporaceae. The transcript has a single exon. Bases 1 to 582 code for a protein of 193 amino acids.
AUGGCGGCGCCGGAGAUUAUUGAUAAGCGGAUCGUAGAGUCUACGGAUGACGCAUCUGGUGAUGUACCUGGGCCUGUUAAGGUAUCUGUACUGGAGAAAUUCUUGGCAGUACGAGGACUUACGGAGAAGCCUCAGCGUCGAGGAGGCAAGAUGCCGCCGACUCCUACUAGAUUAACUGCUCCAGCCUUGUCGAAGACGUACACGAAACGUCGGUAUGGGGGGAAAACCACUGCACAACGUGAGGCACUUUUAGACCCGCCCGACAUUUUCAGUGACAGCGUGGACGCGUACGUUCCUCGAAAGCGGAAGCAAGAGUUGAUGCACUUGCAUCAAGACGAACAAGAGGUGAACGAGGCAUUUCUCACGGAAACGAGGGCGCUAUCGUUCGAACGAGAGGUGCUGGAUAAAGUCGUAUGUGAUCGAGAGGAGAAUCGCAUUGACUUUGAGGAGAAACUGUGGAUUCUGAUGCUGAAAGCUCGAGGGAUGCAGGAAGUUCCAGACGACGAGGAUGACCAAGUAGAUGGUGACGAAUCUCUAGUUCAACUAGGGCAAAUGGCAAGAGACUUCGAUCAACAAGCGUAG